This is a messenger RNA of Panicum virgatum (switchgrass), 1024 nucleotides long. RefSeq lists its product as uncharacterized. The coding region runs from base 182 to 811 and encodes 209 amino acids. The transcript has 4 exons. Lineage: Eukaryota; Viridiplantae; Streptophyta; Magnoliopsida; Poales; Poaceae. The record is from RefSeq and is a predicted model, not a curated record.
GGGGGGGGGGGGGGGAGCGCUGCCGGCAAGCCGUGCGCCGCCGAUGAGCCCACCGUAGCCGAGCCCUAGUUCCCCAUCCCGUGUCCGGCCUUCGUGCCGUGUCUCUUGUGGCGCCUUACUCCCACGUAUUUUGAUCAUCACCUUGGUGCUUCGCAGGUACGCGGCAGAGAUCUGAGCUGGAAUGGCUGGCCGCUUCGUCUCCCACAAGUUCGUCUCCGGGAUUUGCCGAUCGACAAGCCGCCUCACCGCCCGCGCGUCUCCUUCUGCUAGGGCCACCGAUCCGAUCGUCCCCCGUGCCUUAGAAGCUGGCAUCAGAAACAACAGCAAUGUCUUCCAUGGAGCUGCAGUUCAAUCUGGCACCGCUGUCCCCAAUAACUGCGCCAUCCAUAGCUAUGCUGCUGCAAGGUACCUCGGUACAUCCCCAUGGUCUUGUGCGGCUACUAAAGCAGGCUGCCCAACGACUGGGAUGCCAUCAACUGUCAUCAAGAAGCCAACCUUUCCGGUUUCUGUUGGAGGAAUGAAGCGAACUUAUUCAUCUGGUGCACCCAACAAGCUCGGACAUUCUUGGGGAGCCAAACUGGCAGCUUGGCGUGACAGAGGUUCAGUUUUGAAACUUCGUAUAGCUAAAAAGCUGGGACCGGAUGAAGGCGAUAAAGGAUGGAUUACAUUAAUGUUCCUUGCAACUUGUAUUGGCUUUUGGUUUUUCAUUAUGUCUCUUUAUCCAACAGCAAGGGACUAUGGGCAUGGCCGUAGUGGUUCCCGUGGUUGCUCUGGUUGCUGCCAUUGCCUUGCUGGUGGUUCAAAAUCCUAAAAGAAAAGGCGCAAUUAAGUUAACAGCUCCAAGUGCUAUGAGGAGGGCGUUACUUGUUUUGUUCGUUCUUUUUCAAGAGUGCUGUGCUUUCAAAUUUAGUUUUUGAAUAGAAUGCAAUUGCUCAUAGAAAUGUACAUAAUGCAGCCGGUAGUGCGAGGCCAGUUGAUAAAAUCAGCCAAAUUGUCCAUAUUGGCGAUAUUACUUCCUUUGAAA